UUGUCGACAAUGUUUUGGAUAUUUGUUUUAAUUCUUUGAUAUCCUCGGUGGUUUUAGCGAUAGGUUCGUUCCCUCGAAUCUCCCUGUAUUAAACGUCCAAUCCAUAGUAUCUGUUUCUUGAUCCCCUGAGGAUGGCCAACUUUAGAGCGUCGCGUCGGGCGUUCACCUUCCAUCGUUAUCUAGGUGUGUGCGGCUCCAUUGGAGCCUUGGGCUGCUGGGGACAUCAGUCAAUCAAAAGCGAGGCGGGCCCGGAGCCAGGGACACCCACUCAUCAGCCGGAUGAAGCGCCCAACUCGUGCCCAUCGCCUAACCAGGGUCAAAGAAGGCCUUCCGAUUUUAAGCCUGGCCCUUUACUCUCGGCUAUCCAAUUGGAAAAUCCUCAGAUUUUUGAACACGCCCAAUUGCCUAAGAAGGAGAAAGAUAGCGAGACGAUACAAGAUGAAUGUAUCAUAGUGGUGGGGACGACGGGCACAGGCAAGAGCAGCACCAUCGCCAAGUUCACGGGGCAAGAUGUUCAAGUGUCAAGACGGGCCGAAUCGGUCACUCGCGCAUGUCAGGUAUUUGCGGAUUUGAAGGACCCGACAGGCCCGAAAUGGGUGGAUACCGUGGGUUAUGAUGAUUCUACCCACCUCACGGAUGAAGAGAGCUUCCAGGACGUGCUCAAGUUCAUUGACCAACAUGACAUGAAGAAAGUCCGCGCCAUCGUAUGGACCGUUAUGUCGCAAGAGCGGAAUGAUGCCCGACUGCAACGGCAAGCCGACUUUAUUAACCAGUUCAAGCCCGGCGAAAUCUGGAGGAAUGUCAUUAUAUUGGUUAAACAUCCAGGGAGUUUUAACCCACAGCUGGCCUGUCAAGGCGCCUUGGUGGCGGCCAAGGCUCACGCCAAUGAUGAGACGCAAAUUAAGGCCGUGGGCUACACCUAUUUGGACGAUGCCUUGCCUACAAAACUUCGCCAGUCCGUGAGCCACCUGUCCAAGAAGGCUCGGUCCGAAAUGCUCUUGGUGUCGGAUGACGAAGUACGACAGAUUUUGGAGGAACAAAUAUCCACCAUAGAGAAUCCCAUUCCCAUCAUAUUUCGGGAUCAUCAGUGUCUUAGUUGCGGCGAAGUAAAUGAUCGCCGACUGUUGCCACCUUACUGUCAUCUUGAGCCGCUUAUGAAGCAUCCACUUCCUGCUCGAAUGUUUCAUCCAGAAGCAUGCGAGAUCUACCAUUCCCUGGGCAAAGAGACCUUUCACUCGGGCUUGUUACGCAUUGUUGGCGGGCCCCAAGAAGAGUGUGAAAUGAUCAAACGGGGCUUGAGUGUGGCAGCCAUCCCUCUUAUGUGCAUGGAUCCGUUUAUAACGGGCCCAACAACCGUGGCAGCCGCAGCUUCUGCCUGGUAUGCGUGUUCCAAACUGAGCCAGCCCGUGGAAGAGCGCUUUUCGUGUUGCAAUGCGGCUCAGACCACGUCUGGGUGCAAAAUCCGAUGGCGAUGUUGUCGUAAUAACGAAGAGAAUGAGGGUUGUAUGUUCAGGUUCAAGUGUUGCCGGAGCCCCCAUGAUUCCGGAGGCUGCAUGAUCAAGUAUAUGUGUUGCGGUCAACAACAAGGAACAGCGGGCUGUGUGCAAGUAUGUCGAAAAUGUGAUGCUCCCUGGGGCAGUCCCGCGAAUAAAUGCGUGCUCAAAGAGCAUACCUUAGUGCGGUUCGAACCCAAGGGAGGAGCAGGUCUAGGAGAAAGCGGGCAAUAAAUUUAGAGUGUGAUAUCUUUCAAAUAUAUUAUCAACUUGA
Tigriopus californicus is the source of this 1767-nucleotide messenger RNA. RefSeq lists its product as uncharacterized. The coding region runs from base 132 to 1727 and encodes 531 amino acids. The record is from RefSeq and is a predicted model, not a curated record. Gene Ontology annotation, molecular function: GTP binding. Lineage: Eukaryota; Metazoa; Arthropoda; Copepoda; Harpacticoida; Harpacticidae. The transcript is spliced from 2 exons.